This is a messenger RNA of Pieris macdunnoughi, 252 nucleotides long. The record is from the annotation of a GenBank genome assembly. NCBI's taxonomy places the organism in Eukaryota, Metazoa, Arthropoda, Insecta, Lepidoptera, Pieridae.
AUGAGAUGCAACCGCAGUAAGAUGCUGUUGUUUCAUGGAGUUGCAGAAGAAAGCAAAGAAGACAUCACUGCUGUGUUCACCGAAGUUAGCCCUUUGAAAGACAGGCUUGAUGAGAUGGAGGCGAGGAAUAAUUUGGUGUCUCUAAGGGGAUGUCAGGCAGUAUCCACAUUAUCGCUCCUGAUGGCACCCAGCACGGAGCACCGAGUGAUUUCUAUGACUGAGCUGAAAGCAAACUUCCUCAAUAGCUAUUAA